AUGGAUACGGGACAUGGGACCUUCCUCAUGUCAAUCAAUCACGUACCUCUGCUGGAUCUAAUAACUCCCCCUGCCGCCUUUCUGGGUCCCUCCAGUCUCAGUGCCGUUCUUGCCCUCGUUGGAGGUGAUGGCCGAGUCUCUCGUCCGACAGAGUGCGUGGUGGACAACGACUUCGUGUUGUCGGGAGACAAUUGCAUUUCGGACCCCGCUUCCUGCAGCGACAGUGGUUUCUCCUUCUCCUUCUUCUUCAAGGAAAUCGUAUAUUGGAAUGAUGAAUUUGCGACCAAACCAUCAACGGAUUUCCCCAAAGCGUACCUCAUCAGCACAGGGGGAGAUGAGCUCGGACACCCGGGAUUGGCCAUCUAUCGUCAAGGCAUGGAUCUGGUCGCUUCUUUGACCUUGAAGGACGGCACGGUCUACGAGAUCAGGACCAUCUACACGCUGUCGAACAACACGUGGAACAACGUCGCCAUGCGUUGGCAGAAUCCCUUAAACGGGAGUGCCGGGUUGGAGCUGGUGAUAAACAUGCAGGAGUCGGCGGCUCUACGACAGCCGACGAGGAAGGUCUCGCCCAAGAACACCCUGAACCCCCCGACCCUCAUGAUCGGAUGCCACAAGACGGCCGACAACCCCACUUACAGAGAUUUCGGAGGAGGACAGUUCGACGAACUCGCCGGCUGGAGGCACUACAUCCCUCAGUCGCGAGUCAAGAUGUUCCUGGGCGGAUACGUCGAUCGAAAUCAUCAUGGUCGUGUCCUUGUCCUUUCAGAGUCGCAGUUCAACGACAGGAGCGUGGAUGACGUCAUCGCAGCACUCAAAACGGCGGAUUUGAGCAACCAGGCAGUUCAAGAUUCAGCAUGGAGACUCUUGGAAUCUCAGUCCAACUCUCAACUGGUGGCGCCUAAAGUGGACCCCAUGGUGGCCCAGGUGACAGGCGCAAAGGUCGACACGCCCGCGCAAUCCUUGGAGAAAUUCCUCGGCGUCGUCCAGCAGAUCACCGACAGCAAAUACAUCGCCCCCAACUAUACCGAAGACGCCUUCGCCAAGCGAAUCCUGGCGGCGGCGGCCGUGUCGGACAACCUCAUGCACUCCAACAAGGAUGCGUGGGACGAGAUCGCGAAAACGGGGUACAAGGCUGGCAUGAUCGGAUUGGUCAACGACUUCACCAAAUAUGCCAUGAGCACCCUGGAUGCCCUCAGUCUGCCAGACAACAAGGAGCAAUAUUCCCUCAAUCUCCCCCUGGACACUUACGUGUCGCAGUUGCUUAAGAUCCGUCGAGAGGAGUUGGAGAAGCAGGCCACGUUCACGAUGCCGAAUUACAGCGACCCUCUGUGGGAGAAAUCGGACAGCAACGGCCGGUACGACGCAUGGGGAGAUCCCAAGGACACCGUUACUAUGCCGACGAGCAUCCUCCGCUAUUGCUAUGACAAAGGGCCGAUCAACAUCGUGAGCAGCUAUUACAAAAACCUGAACAAUUUGACGGAUGCGUCCAAGGUCAACCCAUUGAAUAUUCCGUCGGGAGGGCUGCAGCAGCUGGACAGUCGGAUCCUGACGCUGCAGGCGCAGCCGAGCACCGACGCGACGAAACUGAGCAAGGACUGCGUCAUCCACCCGACCGACCUGGCGAACAGCGGCGGGAUCAUCAUCAACCUCCAACACCUGGACCCCGAGCCGGCCAAGAUCAGGAAGCUUCUCUUCCAUACCGAAGAUGACGGUUACCACAUCAUGGUCCGGCGGUGCGUGCGUUUCAACGAGGAAUAUCUCAACUACGGGGUCUGGGACUCUUCAAACUGCGUCGUUUUGGAUACCAACGCGGUUGAAACCAAGUGUCAAUGUCAACAGUUCGGCAUGUAUGCCGUUCUCUCCCAGCGCAUCCAGCAAUACCUGAUACCAGUGGAUCCAACAUGGCUGACGAUCAUCCGAUACGUCGGAUUCAGUCUCUCCGUUCUCUGCCUCGUUAUUCUCAUCCUCGUCGUCGCCUGCAACCGGGAGCACCUGUGGGAACAGUUCCACCUGAUGCGGAUGAACAUGGCGAUCGCCUGCACGUUCGGGACGGUGGCCAUGCUCGUCGGCGACUUCGUCCGGGACGACAGACACGGGUGCACUGCCGUUUCCGUUCUUCUUCAUUAUUUCUACACUGCCGUUGCGGCUUGGCUCGCCAUGGAGUCCUUGGCGGGCUUCCUGGCCAUCAACUAUGGGAUCGUCGGAGGACUUUUCAAGCCGUACUUCGCUUUCUGCUGGGGUUUGCCUUUGGUUUCGGUGGGGACGGCAUUGUUGAUGGACAUGAUGAGAUACGGGACGGACCUUCGUUGCAUGAUCUCUUUCGACAACGACAUCAAGCUCAUUUUCUUCGGGCCCCUCAUCGCCUUCGCCAUCGUCGGCUUCCUGCUGGCCGCGAUCGUCGCUUGCAACCUGACGGCGCCGAGGCUGAGGAAAGAUAACACCAUCGCGGAGUUGGUGCCGGUUUGCAAGGGGCUCGUCGUCGUGCAGUUCUACUUUGACGUCACUUGGAUCUUUGGGGUCGUCGCGUAUUUUCACUUCAAUUGGUCGGAUCAGCAACCCAGCUUCUACCCUCUCUUCCAGCUCCUCAAUGCCUUCACGGGUGUCCUCAUUCUACUCUUCAUGGGUUUCUACUCGCCGAGGUUCCGAAUGGUCUUGACGGGGGCAGCGGAGAAAAGAAAAAUGCUUCUCCUGGCGAACAUGCUGAGAGGGUCCAAAGGAGAUCGACUCGACGAAUCGGAAACGGCGUCGCCUCAAAGUCGACGAAGAGACUCGGAGGACGAGGACUAUGCGGAAUUUGACAGACCCGAAACCGGCCGGAGGGUCUUCAUCGCGGCCUGAUCUCUCUCCCUUUUUUUUUUUCCUUCUUCUCUUACCUUUUUUUUUGCCUUCUCUUCGCGAGUGAGAAUCGUUUUCUUGAGUCACGGUGAGAUGGGGGAAUUUCAGCAGGCCUGAAUCGUGUUUCUUUUCUCUUUCUAGGACGAGAGAGGUCGAGCUCUGACGGCUCUGUCCUUCUCUUUUCCUCCUUGCACAUUUCCGUCAUAAAUGCACAAUGAGCAGCAACGAA
Messenger RNA from Darwinula stevensoni, 3067 nucleotides. Lineage: Eukaryota; Metazoa; Arthropoda; Ostracoda; Podocopida; Darwinulidae. The record is from the annotation of a GenBank genome assembly.